AUGUCUCUGAAAAACAGCGAAGCGGCUCCUGUAGCCCAAGAGAAGAUCAACACUGAUAUUGUCACGCUUACUCGCUUUCUGACCGAAGAGCAAUCGAAGCAUAAGGAGGCCACUGGGGACUUCACCCUGCUAUGCCAUGCUCUACAAUUCUCCUUCAAAUCCAUUGCCUACUAUAUCCGUCGAGCCAGUCUCAUAAACCUCAGUGGUCUUGCCGGUUCAUCCAACAGCACAGGUGACGAUCAAAAGAAACUCGAUGUUAUUGGCAAUGAUAUCUUUGUGGCCGCCAUGCGGACCUCGGGCAAAUGUCGACUCCUGGUUUCCGAAGAGGAAGAGAGGUGUCUUGUCUUCGAUGAAAACCCAAAGGCGCGGUACGCCGUCGUCUGCGAUCCUAUAGACGGCUCAAGCAAUUUGGAUGCAGGUGUCAGCGUGGGAACGAUCUUUGGAAUAUUCAGGCUGGCAGAAGGGAGUCAAGGAAAACAAGAAGAGCUUCUUCUUCCCGGAUCGGAAUUGGUAGCCAGCGGAUUCACUAUGUAUGGUGCGAGUGCUCAACUGGUCAUUACCAUGAAGGGAGGCAGCGUCAAUGGCUUUACCAUGGACAAUGCUUUGGGUGAAUUCAUACUGACCCACCAUGACAUGAAAAUGCCCAAGUCUCGUGCGAUAUACAGCGUCAAUGAGGGGAACAGCCUAUAUUGGGAAGAAGAGGUCAAAGAGUACUUCAACAGCCUGAAGUACCCCAUUGAAAAAUCUGGAAAGCCAUACAGCGCUCGAUACAUCGGCAGUAUGGUGGCAGACGCCUACCGGACGUUAUUGUACGGGGGAAUAUUCGCGUAUCCAGCGGACAAGAAGAGCCCAAAGGGAAAGCUGAGGAUUUUGUAUGAAUGCGCACCUAUGGCUAUGGUCUUUGAGAACGCUGGAGGUCAAGCAGUCAAUAGCCGUAUGGAACGUAUGCUUACUGUUGUUCCCGAGCAUAUCCAUGACCGAUCUGGUAUCUUCAUGGGCAGCUACGACGAAGUACAAAAAGUGAUCGACGUGCAUAAGAAGCAUAGUCAUUGA
Messenger RNA from Letharia columbiana, 1053 nucleotides. RefSeq lists its product as uncharacterized. Gene Ontology annotation, cellular component: cytoplasm; cytosol. The record is from RefSeq and is a predicted model, not a curated record. NCBI's taxonomy places the organism in Eukaryota, Fungi, Ascomycota, Lecanoromycetes, Lecanorales, Parmeliaceae. Gene Ontology annotation, molecular function: fructose 1,6-bisphosphate 1-phosphatase activity. Gene Ontology annotation, biological process: fructose 6-phosphate metabolic process; sucrose biosynthetic process; gluconeogenesis. The coding region runs from base 1 to 1053 and encodes 350 amino acids. The transcript is spliced from 3 exons.